CCACACGCCUCCAAGAAUAAAGGCUGCAACAGGUGUUACUUCUGUGAUUUGUCCUGUGUCUGAGGCGUCUGUGAGAGAAUCGUUGUGUCCCAGUGAAUGAGACAGUAACAAAGGCAGCCACCAUGGAUGAUGUAUACAAAGCAGCGGUUGAGAACUUAACAGAGGAGCAGAAAAGUGAGUUUAAGGCAGCCUUUGACAUUGCAUGUCAGGAUGCGGAGGAUGGCUGCAUCAGCACCAAAGAGUUGGGGAAGGUGAUGAGGAUGCUGGGGCAAAACCCAACCCCCGAAGAGCUCCAGGAGAUGAUAGACGAGGUGGAUGAGGAUGGAAGUGGAACAGUAGACUUUGAUGAGUUCCUAGUGAUGAUGGUACGUUGCAUGAAGGAGGAAAGCAAAGGAAAAUCGGAGGAAGAGUUGGCCGAACUCUUUCGCAUGUUCGACAAAAAUGGUGAUGGCUACAUUGAUUUGGAAGAGCUGAAGUCCAUGCUGGAGUCGACUGGAGAGUCCAUUACUGAGGAUGACAUUGAAGAGCUUAUGAAGGAUGGAGAUAAAAACAAUGAUGGAAAAAUUGAUUAUGAUGAGUUCCUUGAAUUCAUGAAGGGGGUUGAGUAAUGGAGUCAAGAGAUGAGUGGACCCUGAUAGCCUGUGAGAAUUAACGUACCUCGUACUAGCCCUGACCACCUUGGCCAACAAUGAAAUAAUAUAUUUCUGAUUGGUUCCAUCUACAACUAAAUUAAACAACAGCAUCCAUUAUCAUUGUUUAUUGGUCUUGAUUGACAUAUUGUUUGCGGUCUCGUUUUCAUCCACAGUACAAUCAUCCCAUUCAUUAUGGAACCUUCAAUAAAAGAGGUUCUAAUGUC
Molecule: messenger RNA, 856 nt
Organism: Esox lucius (northern pike)
Lineage: Eukaryota; Metazoa; Chordata; Actinopteri; Esociformes; Esocidae
Gene: tnnc1b
Product: troponin C type 1b (slow)
Exons: 6
Coding region: 123-608 (161 amino acids)
Cellular component (GO): myosin II complex
Molecular function (GO): calcium ion binding
Source: RefSeq, a predicted model, not a curated record